AUGGACUCUCAAAAGAGUUCGAUGCUCAUCGACGCGACUGGGAUUCAUUUCUCCACCAAUACCUGUGCAUACGACGUUUCCAUCACCGUCAAAGACAUGUACGAGCAGUUGGAAAGUCUUUCGGACGAAGUAUGCGCCAAGUCCAUCUCUAGCAAGCGCUCCAUGGAAGAGUCUAGUUUCGAGCAAGUCCUGUUUCUCAAGGAUCAAUGCGGAAACGGCAUCAAACGAGCCCUCCGGACGUAUCCUACCCUCAGCGUUGGUGAUUCCGACUGCAUAGACACAGAAGUGGACUCAUCCACAGGCAAAUGGACUUUUCUGUGUACAUUCCCUGGUUCAGAUUCUGGAACUAGUAGGUGUCGAACCUCUGUAAACAAAGAGAUCGUUCGGUUCUUGUUCACGGAUCCUUUCGGCGAAGCCUGUCCUGACCUGUCGACGGUGGUGACCACUCUCGCAGCCACGGCUCAAGAUUUUCUCAAUGAGCAUUCCCUCAAAGAGGAGCUAUAUAAGCUACCUCUCAGUGAGACACAAAAGGGUCAAGUUGACGCCACCGUCAAAAAGUACGGCCAAUUAUGGAAUGUUCUCAAACAGGCCUUGGCCAAAAGUAUGGCGGGAACACUUGGCCAAGGUAGCAGCGCGCUGGAGCAAUACAUCAGCAUGUACAAUGAGUACCGAAGUUUCGAGGGCGACAUCUGCAACGACUUGCACGAUGGCGAUCUCCCACUCAACAUGAGCCUCCGAGCUGGUGUAACCACUAUCGACUCGAUUACGUCGCUGAAGGCAGCGCCGGGAAAACCCAAGCCAUUCAACAUCACCGUUCAAGACCCGACCCAAAUAGCUUGUUGUAAAAAUGGUAGCAAGUCUUCACUUAGUAGGCCCCAGGGAACCUGCUCGUAUCCAGCAAGCGCCAGCGUUGGGGAUUCAGACUGUGUUUGUGGACAGACUUCGGGCGGUGACCCCAUCGCGUUUCAGUACAUGGAGUGUGCCAACUUUGUGAGCCAGUGCUCGUCCGAUGAUGAUUGCGCAAAUGCGGGGUAUAAGAUGUACAAGUGUCUUACUGGAAGUUGCUGCGGAGGUGGUGUUUGCUUUGAUCCCUAUGCUUGUUCGCAGAAAGGGGUAAAUUUGAUUUAA
Messenger RNA from Metarhizium acridum CQMa 102, 1128 nucleotides. RefSeq lists its product as uncharacterized. Lineage: Eukaryota; Fungi; Ascomycota; Sordariomycetes; Hypocreales; Clavicipitaceae. The record is from RefSeq and is a predicted model, not a curated record.